GAAGAUUGGGCAUCUCGCACAAGUUUUGUCUGAUCACCUCUAGAUGGCGAUGUGGAAUGGAUAUUAAAACGAACUUGAACUGAAAGAACAUCGUUUCCAGGACAAGUGAGGGACACGAAUCCUUUCAUUAAAAGAAUCGUCAGGUUCUGAUAUGUGUCCAUUGGGUCAGUUUCCAUGUGGGAAUCUAUCAGUGUGUUUGCCACAACCACAGCACUGCAACGGGCAGCAGGACUGUCCUAAUGGAGCGGAUGAAGAGAACUGUGUGGAUAACAGUGGUUGGCCACACCUGUUCGAUGCCUUCAUGAAAAAAAGAGUCCAGGAGUCAAAAGAGUGCAUGUUAGAUAUCUAUCCAGACGUGUGUCAUUGCGAGGGUCGGAAGGUGAACUGCAAUGGCAGAAAUCUUCUCCAUGUUCCUCCUGUGUCCUCUAAUGUUACAGCACUAGAGCUGAACAGUAACCGGAUCAAAUCGCUCUCUCGUGAACUGUUUGUCCGCUACAGGCACCUGGAAAGACUACAUUUAGAAAGUAACAGCAUUGAAAUUAUCUCCAAGAGGGCAUUUUCUGGACUUUACUCUUUGCGUAAACUUUUUUUGAGUCAGAAUAGAAUUGUUUCUCUGAAAGCAGGAAUAUUUAGUGACCUUGGCAGUUUGGAGUGGCUGAUUUUGGAUGAAAAUAGGAUAUCGUCUUUGCGACAGAAGUCUUUUGAAGGACUGAAGUCUUUAUUUUUUCUGUCCUUAUUGAAUAACUCUGUUGAGCAGUUUCCAAGAACUUCUAUCUGUCCCGAGAUGCCUCGCCUCAACUGGCUGGAAAUGGAGGGGAAUAAAAUUUCAUCUCUAUGGGCUUCAAGUUUUAAAAACUGUUCUUCUCUUACUGUUUUGGCACUGAGAAGGAACCACAUUAGUACCAUUGAGGAGGGAACAUUUGCAGACAUGCAUAUGCUGAUAGACUUAGAUGUGUCUGUGAACCAGAUUACAGAUCUACCUCCAUCUCUGUUCCAGAACCUCCAGAACCUUAAACAGCUAAAUAUCUCCAACAAUCCUCUGGCGCACAUAUACAGCGAUCAGUUUGACAGUUUGGUGAAUUUACAGUCUCUGAGUAUGGAAGAAGUGGAGAUUCCCAACAUCAGCAUCAGGAUGUUUCGGCCCCUAAAUAACCUCACCCACAUUUAUUUUAAGCGCUUUGAAUUCUGUGGAUAUUCUCCCAACGUGAGAAGCUGCAAACCAAACACAGACGGGAUCUCCUCCUUUGAGAAUCUGCUGGCAAACAUCAUUCUGCGCGUCUUCGUCUGGGUCGUUGCUUUCAUCAUUUGUUUCGGGAACAUCUUCGUCAUCUGUCUGCGGUCCUGUAUCGCCUCAGAGAAUCAGCAUCACACAAUGGCCAUCAAAUCUCUUUGCUGUGCAGACUGUCUAAUGGGCGUGUACCUUCUUUUCAUCGGUGCCUUUGACAUCAAGUACUGCGGCGAGUACAACCGUCACGCUCAGAUAUGGAUGGAAAGUCUGUCCUGCCAGCUGAUUGGCUCUCUUGCCAUGCUGUCCACGGAGGUGUCUGUCAUGAUGCUGACUUACAUGACUUUAGAGAAGUACCUGUGCAUCGUCUUCCCAUUCCAACAUUACCGCGCCGGACGAAAACAGACUCUUUGCUCCCUGAUCUUCAUCUGGCUGCUGGGAUUCAUCAUUGCUGUUAUUCCCUUCUGGGAUAAACAGACGUUUGGGAAUUUUUAUGGCCGAAAUGGAGUUUGUUUCCCUCUUCACUCCGACCAGACAGAGAAACCCGGUGCCAGAUGCUACUCAACAGCCAUAUUUCUCGGUCUGAAUCUGCUGGCUUUCGUGGUGAUUGUAUUCUCCUACUCCAGCAUGUUUUAUUCAGUGCAGAAGACGGCAAAGACAGCCCGUCAAACAGUAUAUGAUCGUGAAGUCUCCAUCGCAAAAAGAUUUUUCUUCAUUGUCUUCACCGAUGCUAUGUGCUGGAUCCCGAUCUUCCUCUUAAAGAUUCUCUCACUGUUGAGAGUACAGAUCGCAGGUACCAUCAUCCUAUGGGUGGUGAUUUUUAUCCUACCUAUAAACAGUGCCCUCAACCCCAUCCUGUACACUAUCACAACCAGCGCAUUUCAGCAAAGACUCAAGCAGUGUCUGAAAUACCGUUGCCAACAGACUAACUGACACAGACUAUCACGCAUACACUAUGCAUAUGCACAAGACAUGCACAUGAGAGUCUUCUAUGCGGAAUAAAGUCAAUAGAUGACCACACAUGCAUAAGAUUCUCUCAUCCAAAGCACAAAUCAGGGUGAAAUGAGCGUAUUUUAGAUACAUGCAUGGUUAUGUUAACCAGCAGACCAGUAGUAUGCAUUUAUGCAAUCAAAUUGCACAGCAAGCCUGAUAUGAAAACAGAAACUACAAAAACCUGUGUCUGUGUGAUGGUAAAGCUCUGCGGCUGUUUGGGAUGGACACAGUGGAUAAAGGAUUGGAGCCCUUUCUACUUAUUUAAUUGUGAUUUGUUUGAUUAUGAGGACAUGUACAAUAGAGGUGGACCUGAUGUAUAAGGAUUGAAAUUAGAGAUGGGCAAAGAUUAAUCUAAAUUAAUCGCAUACAAAAUAAAAGUUAUUUUUUGCGUAAUAUAUGUGUGUGUUGUGUGUUAUUAUGUAUAUUUAAAAACACACACAUACAUAUAAACAUUU
Messenger RNA from Misgurnus anguillicaudatus (oriental weatherfish), 2673 nucleotides. RefSeq names its product relaxin family peptide receptor 2, like (gene rxfp2l). The record is from RefSeq and is a predicted model, not a curated record. NCBI's taxonomy places the organism in Eukaryota, Metazoa, Chordata, Actinopteri, Cypriniformes, Cobitidae. Gene Ontology annotation, biological process: activation of adenylate cyclase activity; hormone-mediated signaling pathway; adenylate cyclase-activating G protein-coupled receptor signaling pathway. Gene Ontology annotation, cellular component: plasma membrane. Gene Ontology annotation, molecular function: protein binding; G protein-coupled peptide receptor activity.